AUGAGAAGAAGAAUUGGCGGUGAAGUUCAGAGCGCCCAAUCCAAAGUUCCUGAAAUCAAGAGAGUUUACGAUUUUCUUCUCGAAAAAGAAAAAACCUCUGCACCUUCAUCUUCUCCUUACGUGGAGUUUUCCAAAGGCGUCAAUGGUCUCGAGAAGGUUAUCCUCCGCGAAUCACGUGGCUCCUCUGCCGAGGUGUAUCUGUACGGUGCUCACGUGACUUCGUGGAAGAACGACCAUGGCGAGGAGUUACUUUUUCUCAGUAGUAAGGCUGUAUUUAAGCCUCCAAAGGCAAUUCGUGGAGGGAUUCCAAUUUGCUUUCCUCAAUUUGGAGGCCUUGGCACCCUUGACCAACAUGGAUUUGCUAGAAAUCGAUUCUGGACCAUUGACGAUGAUCCUCCUCCUUUUCCAACUAAUACAUUGAGCAAAGCCUUUGUUGAUUUGAUACUUAAACCCUCUGAAGAAGACUCGAAAAAUUGGCCUCACAGUUUUGAAUACCGUCUUAGGAUAGCUUUGGGACCAGGAGGAGAUCUGAUGUUGACAUCACGGAUCAGGAACACAAACAGCGAGGGAAAGCCAUUUUCAUUCACCUUUGCAUAUCAUACGUAUUUCUCUGUAUCAGACAUAAGUGAAGUUCGAGUGGAGGGAUUGGAGACCCUGGAUUAUCUUGAUAAUUUGCAGAACAGGGACCGCUUUACUGAACAGGGGGAUGCUUUAACGUUUGAAUCAGAGGUUGACAAGAUAUAUCUCAGCACUCCCACAAAGAUUGCAAUUAUUGAUCAUGAAAAGAAGAGAACAUUUGUUGUGCGUAAAGAUGGCCUUCCUGAUGCUGUCGUGUGGAAUCCUUGGGAUAAGAAAGCAAAGGCCAUGGCUGAUUUUGGUGAUGAUGAGUACAAGUAUAUGCUCUGUGUAGAGGCUGCUGCUAUUGAAAAGCCUAUCACUUUGAAACCUGGAGAAGAAUGGAAAGGAAGGUUAGAGCUUUCAGCUGUUCCCUCUAGUUAUUGCAGUGGACAACUUGAUCCUCAGAGAGUUCUUCAGGGAAGCUAA
This is a messenger RNA of Sphenostylis stenocarpa, 1044 nucleotides long. The record is from the annotation of a GenBank genome assembly. NCBI's taxonomy places the organism in Eukaryota, Viridiplantae, Streptophyta, Magnoliopsida, Fabales, Fabaceae.